AUGGUGGAACCAAUUCCAGUCCGAGAAAUGAGGCUCCAAUGCUCUGAUGGGAUGGUGAUUGCUGCCCAGCAGUGGUAUGCCAAAGCCAAUCCAGUCGAAGACCGGGAGGGAGAAACACGCACUCGAAAUAUUCUCUGCUUGCAUGGGUGGUUAGACAAUUGCAGAUCCUUCUACCAUCUGGGCCCCAAGCUCGCAGAAGCGUUGUGUCGAACCCAAACCGAUGGGAUUCAAGUGACCAAUACGGAUGUCAACGUGGUCGCCAUUGAUUUUCUUGGGCAUGGGUUGAGUAGCCACAAGAGUUUGGAUGGACCCUCGAUUCUAUUAACCGAAUCGGCGUUUUAUGUGGCUGAAGUAACCGAAAAACUGGGAUGGUGGAAGCAAGAUAAUGCCAAGAGCAACAAACGCAAGAAAAAUGAAGAUGGGUCGGCGGAAACUCCAGAGCACAUUUCUGCUGGGAACGUUCCUUUCACAUUGAUUGGCCAUAGCAUGGGUGCUUCUGUGGCCUGUGUCAUGGCCGCUGCCUUUCCGGAACGAAUUGACAAAUUAGUUUUAUUGGAUGGGGCGGGGCCUUUGGACCGACCGGCGGAAAAAAUUGCCAAGCAUGUACGCAGUCAUAUUGAACGACGUCAAGCGGGAAAUGUUAAAUUGGUCUUGGAAUCACGCAUGCUGUAUCCAUCCGUGGAAAUGGCUGUGAAGUUGAGGCGUAGGACGGCAACUUCCUUUCCAGGCAAUCAGUAUUUGUCGACGGAAACUGCUAAGGAAAUGGUGGUUAGGGGAAGUGAGAUUGACGAAGAGGGAAGGGUAAAGUUCCUGCACGAUCCGCGUCUCCGUUGGCCUUCGGCGCAUUACUUCACCGCUGAGCAAACGGAAGCCUUGUACAAGGAUAUCCAAGCAAAGACAUGCCUUCUUCGUGCCGUGGAUGGAUUUCCCUUUGAGCCCGAAAAAAAGGAACGUCUCAUGCAGAUCUUGAAACCGUCUGUUAUGAAGACUUUGCCUGGGAGUCAUCACUUCCAUGCUGAUCCUAAAUCAGCUCCUGCCGUCGCAGAAGCUGUGAUCAAGUUUCUGCAAGAGUAG
This is a messenger RNA of Seminavis robusta, 1074 nucleotides long. The record is from the annotation of a GenBank genome assembly. NCBI's taxonomy places the organism in Eukaryota, Bacillariophyta, Bacillariophyceae, Naviculales, Naviculaceae.